AUGCCUAUCUUAAGAUCUCCAUCUCUUCCGAUGAUAUGGAAGAGACAGCCUGCGGAGCCUGAGGAUUUGUCAGCUAGACUAAGGGGGUUCGUAGACGUGGACGUGGACGUGGACGUGGACAUGGACGUGGACUUGGACGUGGACGUGGACGUGGACCUGGACGAGGACCUGGACGUGGACGUGGACGUGGACCUGGACGUGGACCUGAACGUGGACGUGGACCUGGACGUGGACGUGGACCUGGACGUAGACGUGGACCUGAACGUGGAAAAGUGA
Closterium sp. NIES-65 is the source of this 276-nucleotide messenger RNA. The record is from the annotation of a GenBank genome assembly. Lineage: Eukaryota; Viridiplantae; Streptophyta; Zygnematophyceae; Desmidiales; Closteriaceae.